Acanthosepion pharaonis is the source of this 1401-nucleotide messenger RNA. NCBI's taxonomy places the organism in Eukaryota, Metazoa, Mollusca, Cephalopoda, Sepiida, Sepiidae. The record is from the annotation of a GenBank genome assembly.
AUGAAAUAUCAUACUUUUGUACAUGUAUUAAUUAAUUCCUCUUUCUUUCUUUCUUUCUUUCUUUCUUUCGUCUUUUCUUUAUUUCUUUCUUUCUUCUCAUUUCUAUCUUUAGUCUUUCACCCUAAAUCAGUCAGCAUACUUUUUCUUUUUUUGACCCUCCUUCUUUUCUUUUCUUUCUUUCUUUUCUUUUUUCUUUCGUUCUUUCUUUUCCCUAAAUCAUUUCUGUUUUGUGACCCUUUCUUUCUCUUUCUUUCCCUAAAUCAGUCAGUAUUUUCUUUUUGUGACCCUAAUUUUUCUUUUUCUUUCCCUAAAUCAGUCUUACUUUUGUGUUUUGUGACCCUUUCUUUCUUUUCUUUUUUUCUUUCUUUCUUUCUUUUUCCUUUCUUUCCCCGAAAUCAGUCAGUAUUCUUUUCUAUUUUUUUCUUUCCCUUUCUUUCUUUCUUUCUUUCCCUAAAUUCAGUUUUUUCUACUUUUCACCCUUUUGUGACCCUAAUUCUUUCUUUCUUUCUUUUUUCUUUCCCCCCUAAAUCAGUCAGUAUUCUUUUCUGCUCUGUGACCCUAAUUCUUUCUUUCUUUCUUUCUUUCUUUCUUUCUUUCUUUCCCCUAAAUCAGUCAGUAUUCUUUUCUACUUUUCAGUAUUCUUUUCUACUUUGUGACCCUAAUUCUUUCUUUCUUUCUUUCUUUUUUUCUUUCUUUCUUUUUUUCCCCCUAAAUCAGUCAGUAUUCUUUUCUGCUCUUAUUCUUUUCUACUUUGUGACCCUAAUUCUUUCUUUCUUUCUUUCUUUCUUUCUUUCUUUCUUUCUUUCUUUCCCCAAAUCAGUUUUCUUUUCUUUUUGUGACCCUUUCUUUUUUUUCUUUCCCUUCAGUCAUCAGUAUUCUUUUCUGCUCUGUGACCCUAAUUCUUUCUUUCUUUUUUUUCUUCUUUCUUUCUUUCUUUCUUUCUUUCUUUCCCUUUCUUUCUUUCUUUCCCUAAAUCAGUCAGUAUUCUUUUCUACUUUGGACCUAAUUCUUUCUAUUUUUUCUUUCUUUCUUUUUCUUUUCUGCUUUGUGACCCUAAUUCCCUUUCUUUCUUUCUUUCUUUCCCCUAAAUCAGUCAGUAUACUUUUCUAUUUUGUGACCCUAAUUCUUUCUUUCUUUCUUUUUUUCUUUCUUUCUUUUUUUCCCCUAAAUCAGUCAGUAUUCUUUUCUGUUUUUCAGUAUUCUUUUCUGCUUUUAGACCCUAAUUCUUUCUUUCUUUCUUUUCUUUUUUCUUUCUUUUUUUUUUCCCCCAAUUCUUUCUUUUCUGCUUUAAUUCUUUUCUUUCUUUCUUUCUUUCUUUCUUUCUUUCUUUCCCCUAAAUAUUUCACAUUACAUUAUAAUUCUUUAAUUCUUCCCUCAAUCAAUUUCUUUUCUACACCCUAA